UUUUCUCGCUCUUUUGCUUGUGCUUUGUGAUUCCUUGGCGUUGAUUUGUAUAUAUAUUCUAGAUCUGAUUUAGGUUUUAGAGACAGACAGACUCGCUUAACCCCUCUUUUGGAUCACUAGUGCUCCUCUUAGACUCUAUUGCUGUACUGAUUUCUGGGAAUUUUGUUAAUUGAUAUUCCCAGAGUCUUUUUGAUGAUUCUCCUUGCCUACACCCCCGAUUGCUUUCGUUUUUGAAAUUGAUUGAUUUCUUCCUAUUCCUUCUUCCAUUUUUUAUUUAUUUCCGGUUAAGUCAGUUAUGUUGAGAUUGAUUGACUCAAAAUGUGAUUUCUUUUGAUUCAGAAGACGUUAUUGAUUUAUUUAUUUUUGCCCCCAUUAACGACUUUAAGGUUCUAAAUUCUGGGAUAUGAUUUUUUGUAUUUUUGAAAGCUUAGUGGAUGUUGUUUGAGCAUCUUAUCUGUUCAUUCUCCAUGUAAAUUGCAUCUGAUACUUACUUCCCCAUAUGUGUAGAAAGCAUCCCCUGCCUCUCUCUCUCUCUCUCUCUCUCUCUCUCUCUCUCUCUCUCUCUCUGGCUACUUAGCUUGCUUCAUUAGCUUUCUUCUCUAUUUCUUAUGAAUUCCUUUGUUUGUUUGUUUGUUUGUUGUUUUAGAUUCUUGUCCUUUUUCAGCUCAACAAGAAUGGAUAAUUGUACUGGAGAAAACCCCAUGGCUUCUCAGUUAGACAUUCUCAGAUGCCCUUUCUUGAGGAACAUCAAUGAGCCCACUAACCUCUCCUUCUCCUCUUCCUUGCCUUUUCCCAUUCCUGCAAGAGCAGGGAAAGGACCAAUAUUUGAAGAUGGUCCCAAUUUUGAUACGGCGUUUAGGCUUUUCCAUGGCCAAGAUGGAGUUGUCCCUCUCUCUGGCACCCCUCGAGCUGAAGCGGAGAAGCCUGUGCCUGCAUUCCAUCCACUUGCUGCCAAGGCUGCAACGAUUAGUCUCUCAUCCUUUGGACCUGGAGGCCCUUUUGGGUUUGAUGCAUUUUCUGACAUGUUUAAAAAUCAAAAGAAGAAGUCUGACUCAUCCAAAAAUAAGGGAGGAAACCACGAAGCUAUGGGUGACGAAUGGCUUAAAACAGGAAACUGCCCAAUUGCAAAAUCAUAUCGAGCUGUAAGUGGUGUGGCACCGCUUGUGGCAAAGAUCCUGCAACCUCCUCCGGGCAUGAAAUUCAAAUGCCCUCAAGCAAUAGUCACAGCUCGAGCAGCCAUUUCAAAAACACCUUUUGCCAAGAACCUCCGCCCACAACCCUUACCAGCAAAAGUACUAGUGAUCGGGAUGCUGGGCAUGGCACUAAAUGUGCCUUUAGGGGUUUGGAGAGAGCACACUGAAAAAUAUUCUGCAUCUUGGUUUGUAGCUCUUCACGCAGCGGUACCAUUCAUUGGAAUACUGAGAAAGUCAGUGUUGAUGCCUAAGACAGCGAUGGUAUUCACGAUAGCAGCAUCAGUUUUGGGACAGGUAAUUGGGUCAAGAGCAGAGAGGCGGAGGCUCAAGUCAGUAGCUGAGAAGAAGUUGACAUUGGAGGUACCAAAUCCAUCUUCUGUUGAAGCAAAUCAGAUGCAAUUUGCGGGAGUGUCAUCUGAUGGAAGAUGCGGUGAUAAAGUGGUGAUGAAAUGGAAUCCCAUGAUGCUUGAUGUUGCUAGUCCUGUGACUUCCGGAGCAGCUAGUGUUGUCUGCUGAAGAGAUUUUGUUUUCUCGCAAGAUUUAUCCAUAUAUAAUUAUUUCCUUGUUUUUUUCGGCGAUUGUAUUUAAAAAGUUUCUUAAUGUUUGAGAAAAACAAGAAUAAAAGCCAUUCUUAAAACUGUUAAUUGUAUUCAAAUGUAAAACACUUGUUUGAUUGAAUAAAAGGAAAGAAAAGUUGGAAACC
Molecule: messenger RNA, 1896 nt
Organism: Capsella rubella
Lineage: Eukaryota; Viridiplantae; Streptophyta; Magnoliopsida; Brassicales; Brassicaceae
Exons: 3
Coding region: 609-1709 (366 amino acids)
Cellular component (GO): chloroplast
Source: RefSeq, a predicted model, not a curated record